Dentiscutata heterogama is the source of this 130-nucleotide messenger RNA. The record is from the annotation of a GenBank genome assembly. Lineage: Eukaryota; Fungi; Glomeromycota; Glomeromycetes; Diversisporales; Gigasporaceae.
UGUGAAAAUGUCAAAUCUCUACGAAUUCGAUUCGAAUAAUUUUUCUGAUAAUGAGGAGUUGAUUUAUAUUAAUACAAAUACCAAUGUGAAGAUUGUUAAAACUAUUUCAAAAUCAUUCGAUCUAGAUGUG